AUGGCUAACGACAGCAGUGUGUACUCGUCCGGCCAGUUCAUGAACCCUGGCCCGGCUCCUCGACCUCCUACCGAUCGCCCCCGCCUCAAUCUCACUCCCAAUACCAACCUUCCCGGCAGCAUGGCCAACAUGACCAUAUCCCCCGUCCGGAGCACGGCAACAUCCACAUACACCGGUUCCACCAUCUCACUACCCAUCGCGCGCCAGAACUCCAACCAGACCAAUGGUAUGGGCGGUGUCGCCGUGAGAAAAGAGGGCUGGGCGCAGGUGAAGGAGGGCAAGAACUUCAUUAACCCCUGGAAGCAGAGACUGCUUAUUCUCCGCAAAGAGUCGCUCGAUUUCCACAAGCAAGAAGGAGGCAAGGUAGCCUAUACCCUCUACCUCAAAGACGUGGUCAACGUGGGCCGCGUCGAAGCUGCGGGCACCAUCUUCGAAAUCAAACGGAACGCCAAUGGCUCUUCCAACAGCCCCGGCGAGGAUGACGGUCAGACCAAGACGCUGCAAAUUCGAGUCAAGAGCGACGAUGACCUGUACGACUGGAUCGAUCUCAUUUACGGGUCGUGUCCCGGAAUGGGCGGCGUCAGCAACCCCACAAACUUCUCGCAUGCCGUGCAUGUGGGGUUCGACCCCCAGACGGGCGAAUUCGUCGGACUGCCACCAGAAUGGUCCAAGUUGCUGAAUUCGUCAGCCAUUACCAAGGAAGACUACGAGCGCAACCCCCAGGCCGUGUUUGAGGCGCUCGACUUCUAUUCCGACUUGAAGAAGCGCGAACAGAACCCUCUUCAAUACUCCAGCCUCACACCUACCCCGCCUCCGGGAAGCCAGCAAAAUAAACAGCUCGGCUAUGGCGGGGGCGGUGGCGGUGGCGGCGCGGGAGUGGCGCCGCCCCGGCCCAUGCCGCCCUCCCAGAUGCAACGGCAGGCGAGCAACACCAGUGCCAUGUCCGCGGCCCAAGGACCCAGGAAGCCCUCCAUAGAGCGCGAGAGGGAACGAGAGCGUGAACGUGAACGGGAGAAGGAACGAGAGAGGGAGCAGCGCGAACGUGAGGCUCAGCGUCAGAAGCAAUUGGAAGCCCAGAGGCAGCGUGAGCGAGAGACGGAGGAGGCCAGCCGCCGCGAGUUGGAGGCGUAUAAUGCGUCGCUCCCCAAGUCCAAAUUGCCUCUCGCACAACAGGAGAUCGGAGGAGGCUAUGCCGGGUCUUCGCCUGCAACGGACAGAUAUAACCCCUCUAGGGCAGCACCACCGGCACCAAAGCCGUCGAACCAACCGGUCAAUGGUCUUCGCGCCCAACGGCCAGCUCCUUCUCCGCCGACGGCUGGUUCACGGAACCAGAUGGCGUCGCAAGCCGCGUCUGGCUCCAUGCGUGAUCCGCAGGCGCAACGGACACGGCCCGACCGGCCCGACCAGCCCGGCCCUCCGCGGUAUCCUAACGUCAGCGCGGCCGGUGCCGGUCAACCGAGAGCCAACGGCCCAGCCCAGGCCCAGCAGGCGUCCCGUCUCCCUGCGCCCGUGAAGCCCCUGAAUGUGAACAAGGCACAGCCUCCGCAGCAGGCCGAUCCGGUCAAGACGGCCGAGGCACCGCUUUUGGCCAAGCCGUCGCCGUCGCCGUCUGAGCGUAAGCAGGACGUGCGCAUGUCGACCAUGUCGGAGAGUGAGGUCAUGGCCCGACUCAGAGAGGUGGUGUCCAAGGAUGAUCCGAACUUGUCCUACUCCAAGCAGAAGAAGAUCGGACAAGGCGCGUCGGGAUCGGUCUACGUGGCUAAGAUCAAGGAGGGUGCGACGUCGCCUAUUGCGCGCGAGGUGCUCCGGUCGCAGGGCAUGCGCGCGCAGGUUGCCAUUAAGCAGAUGGACCUCGCUCACCAGCCGAGGAAGGAGCUCAUCGUGAACGAGAUCAUGGUGAUGAAGGAUAGCAGGCAUCCCAACAUUGUCAACUUUUUGGACGCUUUCCUGCGGAACAACAACUCGGAGCUCUGGGUGGUCAUGGAGUAUAUGGAGGGAGGUGCACUGACCGAUGUCAUUGACAACAAUCCAACCAUUACUGAGGAGCAGAUCGCCACCAUAUGCUUGGAGACCUGCCGUGGCCUCCAGCACCUCCACUCCCAGAAUAUCAUUCACCGAGAUAUCAAGAGUGACAACGUUCUCUUGGACGCUCGUGGCAACGUCAAGAUUACGGAUUUCGGCUUCUGUGCCAAGCUCACGGAGACCAAGUCGAAGCGGGCGACGAUGGUGGGCACGCCCUAUUGGAUGGCACCGGAGGUGGUCAAGCAGAAGGAGUACGGCCCCAAGGUAGACAUCUGGUCGCUGGGCAUCAUGGCGAUUGAGAUGAUCGAGUCGGAACCGCCGUACCUCAACGAGGAACCGCUCAAGGCUCUGUAUCUGAUUGCGACCAACGGCACGCCACGACUGAAGAAGCCGGAGAGGCUGAGCAAGGAGCUCAAGGCGUUCCUGUCGGUUUGCCUGUGCGUGGACGUCAAGAGCCGAGCUUCGGCCGAGGAACUGCUCUUGCACGACUUCCUCAAGCACGGUUGCCCCUUGGCUAGCCUUGCGGAGCUGUUGGCCUUUAAGAAGCAUGCCAAGUAA
Molecule: messenger RNA, 2580 nt
Organism: Sodiomyces alkalinus F11
Lineage: Eukaryota; Fungi; Ascomycota; Sordariomycetes; Glomerellales; Plectosphaerellaceae
Product: serine/threonine-protein kinase CLA4
Exons: 4
Coding region: 1-2580 (859 amino acids)
Biological process (GO): intracellular signal transduction; regulation of MAPK cascade; protein phosphorylation
Cellular component (GO): cytoplasm
Molecular function (GO): ATP binding; protein serine/threonine kinase activity
Source: RefSeq, a predicted model, not a curated record